AUGAUGUCUUUUAAAGUUCGUUGGAAACUAGAAAGGAAAUUUUUGUACAUCUACAUUUUACUUAUUUGGAACCUUUCUUCAACAUAUGGCCAAGGCUAUUUUCCGAAAUUAGAGGAUCUUGCAGUGCUAAAACCGAUCACUUCUUCUUCAACUUGUGGAGCAACAUCCAGUAAAUAUUGCCAGUCGUUGGCUAAACAGACGUCUUUGAAGACUUGCGUUGAAAAGAACUGUGAAUUUGCUUGUUGUACAAAUUGUGGUUCAGCCAAGCCUGUUCCCACAGAUUUAGCGCUUACUUCGAAUAAAGUUGGAGUCACUCAAGAUGGCGAUCCGAGGAAUGGAACUAUUGUCAGAUCAUUUCGAUUUCAAGGUAAUUCAUACCUACAACCUUUGAGGGUUCCAUUUAUAGACUUCCAGAACCCUGGGUUCACUAUCAGCGUUUGGAUUAAACAGAAGGCAGGAAACAAAGGGUAAGUUUAUGUUACCAUGUUAAGGUUACUUUCCAGCUGGGGAGCACAUCAACGUUAACAUCGAUAAAUUGUACUCCGUCGUAAAUCCGUUUUUAUCGAACUAGAUGCAACUCUCUCCGAUUAAGUUCGAUUAACAAAAAUAACAUUUUCAGAGGUACAUGAAAUUAAUUAGCUCAAAAUAACUUCGAACAAGUCAAUCAAGUAAUGUAAUCGAUCCUGGAAAUUAAUUGAUAUUUACAUGAUAUCCAAGGUAAGUUAUUUAUAAUAAGAGUUCGUUUGCGUUCUUGCCCUAUGAUUUUGAAAAAUUGUCAGAUCAGAGAAUGAGAAAGAAAAGUAAUGUAAUUGAGGGAAUUGUACUUAGGGAGAUAUAAGAUUAAAAAAAUUGACUCAUCCUCUUCUCCGGUAGUAUGCUCAUAAUCGAUAUAUUGGAUUUUCUGUCUUUAAUUUCACCAUGCACAUUAGAGCUUCAUUAUUUCCUUUCUCUGAAGUGAACUUUGUCUCGUGGUUUUGCUGGUUUUGUCAAAUUUAAAUAUGGCAUAAAGUUAUUCUUGGAAAUUUCAGGGUUUGUUUUAUUUUAUUACAUCCUCAAAUACUUUACAUCUUCCAUAAGAGAGAGAUUUCCAAAAGUUUGUUAGAACUGUUGAGAUUAUUGGAAUGAACCCUGAUGGGGUACCCUGUAAAAUACUUGGGGUUUUCAAAGAUCCUUGAAAGAUCUUUGGUGAUCCUUGAGUGUUAAAAGAAAAAUCAGUUUUUAUUUCAUUGUCACAUUCAAAAUUAUUUAUUAUCUUGUUUUAAUUCUGUCUCACUGCAGUCAAAAUAUUUGGAAGGAUUUUUGACAUUGUACAAUUAAUCAAAUUAAAAAGUCAUGUCAAUGUAUGUAAAAUUACAAAUUUUUGGAUGUGCAUUUUGAUUUUUUGAUUUCUUGUGUUUAUUCUGAACAGCACAAUUAUUUCUAAAGAUGAGACUACUCCUCCAAAUUUUGCCAAUGUCUUUCAACUUGUUAUCAAGGACUAUAACUUGAUGUUUUACUAUCGACCUGCCACUGGGAAUGCAUCAGUUGCUACAUACAACCUUCUGCAAAGCCAAAGUGAAAAGCUUCAACCAAAUGAGUGGCAUUUAAUAACUGUAGCAGUUAUUGAUAAAGCACUGUCAUAUUACAUUGAUGGUGAACUUAUGAAUGCAAAUUUUGUGACUCUGAGUGAUUAUAUUGGUGACUCUGGAGGUGGUAUUCGAAUUGGACAGAAGUAUGGAGGUAAGGAGGUGACUGCUCUUCGAUUACAAUCAACUGUCAAUUACCUCUGCCAUCAAUUGAAGAGAUGUAAUUGUCAGUAGUUCCCCCCUUCAGUUGAAUUUACAUAUCCUUGAAAAUUAUUUGAGAGUAUGUAGUAUAAAUGUACUGAAUGGCACUCCUUUUCCUAAAUCAAAACUACUUGCUUCUGGGAGGGAGUUAUAGUAGACUGUAAUUCAUUGUAUUUGUUGAGAGAACAUUGUGCAGGUGUACUGUAGGCUUAUAUAGUGGCUGUUUUUGCAUUUUUGUUUUGAGUAGAAACUAGCAAAAUAUUGGGACUGCUUGAAUUCUUAUGUAUCUGUUGAUUCCUUGGGUAAACCUCAGGGUUUACCCAGAGAGCACCCAAAGAAAUCAGGGAUAUUUCUUGAGGUUUGUGGCAGAAAAACUUUUUUUGGCUCAAAUGGAAGUGGGAGAUGAGAGGACUUCAGUAUAUUCUUGCUGACAGAUAUUACUUGAGGUUUAAUUGGGUUAGACAAAUCUUUGCUGUCUCUCAUAUCAGGAUGUGUGGAACUGUUUGAGAAAAGAAAGAACUUACAGUCUCUGUAAGUCUUUCAAAAGAUUUGUCCAAGGGAUUCCAUCAGAUCCCAUGGUAUCUUUCUUUAGUCCUUGUGGGAUGCAGAGAUUCCAACCCUCCCGAUUUGAUCGGGAGUCUCCCGAUUUGAUGUCUUGCCUCCCGCUCUCCCGAUUUUUACCAAAUUCUCCCGAUUUAUCAUAAAAUUCUGAAAACUAGGGGAAAAUUGCUAAUCUUUAGAAUUUUUGGCGAUCUGUCACUGUGAAACACUCAUAUUACACUUACUUUCUUCGCGAAGAGCAUUAUGGUAUGUUAUAACUCAGGCCGGAAUGAUGUCAAAAUUCAGGAAAUGGCACUUGAGAGAACCUAAAUUUGCAAAAUUUCCCGGGGGCAUGCCCCCUGACCCCCCUAGAAGCUCGCGCCUUUGGCACUAAUAAUUACUCCCUAUUUUCCAUCACAUGGGGUUGGAAUCUCUGGGGAUGGAUUUAAUUUGUACAAAUGUUUUGCCCUCAAUACUACCUAUUUGUCAAGAUUUAAAGGUAGGGUCAACAGCACACAACCCUGCUAAUGAUGUGUACAGUCAGAUAGUCACAUAAAGAAGUAUUGUCAUUGUCAGUGAUUUCCUCACUUUUUGUAACCCUUCUGUGUCGUGUUUAGGUGAUACUGAGUGGCAGUAUGAAGGCCUGAUGCAGGAUAUCUUCAUGUAUGAUAGAGCUUUGACCAACAGGUACAGAAAGUUGUGACAAUAAUGUCUGUUUGCAGCCUAAUACAAGUUAAAGAUGACAAGGAAUAGAUCCUCAAUAAUAUUGAAUAAUCACUGAAUAUGUCCUUAUAUUUUUCAUCAGUAACCUUACAAUAAUCAAGAUUAGAAAACCAAGAUUAGAAAAAAAGACCAACUGUGACAUAAAAAUAUAAAUUGCUUGUUUUUUCUCAGGGAAGCAGAAGAAGCUUUCACAGGUAUUCUUCCAACUGUUUAUGUUGCCAGUAAUUGUCGAUGUCCUCCAACUCAUCCAAAAAUAAAUGUUGCUGAACCAGCCAAGUGUCUGAAAAACUUAGAUGGAGACACCGAAACCUUGUCUCGACUCAAAGACACAGCUCAUCCAAUUGAGUUUGCCACUGAUGGUGACACACUCAGUUUCUGGCUGUCAGAGAUCACAGAAAAUGCAACCAUUCGCGUAAAUUUGGCAUAUACUGGAUUACAGGUGGGUUCUGCAACUGUGAGUUAAGAUAUUGUGAAAAAAGAGUUCUUUUUGCUGAUCAAAAUUUUAUUUAGAAAAACACAUCUUUCCCCAAGGGAUGUCAGCUGAAUACAUGUUCCACUAGCUUUGUAGAUGAGUUAGUUUUUUACAUAGCUAAAAGUUCAGGGUGGUGCUGGAGAUUCCUGAAUGAAUCCAUUAUUAGAGUGAAUGUGUGUUCUUUUGUUGGGUAAGAAAAUCUUUUUAAGGAUGAAUUUUAAAUGAAAUUUGUCGAGGAAAUGUUCAAGUUUACCAUAUCAGAGUUCAUCAAUAACCUUGAGUUCUGUAGUAUUAGUCUCCACUGAUUAUUUCUCAGUCCUUGACUCUUCUUUUUUUAAUGAAUUCAUAAAUUUAAAUCAGUUUUAUUACUCUAUUUUAUUUGUUACAGCAAACUAAUUAAAUAAACAAGUGGUUUACUACAACCAAGCCCCUUUAACAAAUGUCAAAUGCACUUUAAGUGAAAAAUGAGUUGUUAACUUCUGCAUUAGGUGUUCUACAUCGUCUUGACUUUCUAUGGGCCUGUGCCGGGAGCAAUAAAGAUUGAGCGAUCAGUGGACAGUGGACACACUUAUGAGCCAUGGCAGUAUUUUGCUGAGGAUUGUGUGACCUCAUUUAAUUUACAAAACAAUGGUCCAUUGACUCAACCUGACUCUGUGAACUGUGUCCAAUACAUAAAGUAAGUUGUUGUUUCUCAUUAACAAUAGCAUUAUUGAUUCAGGAAAAAAUGAAGCAAGUUUCUGGCCUUUAUUGAUAGAUUGCAGUUAAACUGGACUUGGAACUUGUUUGGAAAAUUGUGGGAAAAUGCUUGGUUCAAAUUGUUACCUGGUAGUAAUGAUUGUUUUAUUUCAGACCCUUGCAGUCCAGCCGAGAAGUGUUGACCUUUCAGACAGAAUAUCCACCACCUCCUGGCUCCAACAUUCCAGUGCGGCCAUUUGGUUCCGGGUGCAGCAAUCUUUACUGCUCAGACAGACUGUUGCAGUUCUUAAAAGCUACUCAUGUCAAGUUUAAUUUUUACAAUCACACUUUGGUACAGAAUCCUCUGCACCGAUACUAUGGCUUGGAAAGAAUUCUUGUUACUGGCAGGUUAGCAAAUUCAUGAAGAGUUAUUUGUGGGCAAUCUUUUUAUUACAUCAGAGUACAAUAAUAAUUGUAAAACAGUUGAAGCCUUCAUAGGAAAUCAUCCUUUGUCAGCAAAAGCACUGUGUGGAAUUUUAGUCAGCUGCCUGGUAACAGAUCCUAAAAAUUUGCCACCAUCUGUUUGAGACUUGAAAAUAGAUUGAUUAUUCACAAAGCCAAAAAUGGGCAGAGUUGAUGGUGUCAAAAAUUGAAAACUAAAUCUAUAAGAAGGAGUUUAAACUUGGUUUGACACAUUUAGUCUUGUACAGUGUUGAGGUAAUGUGAAUUAAUAUGUGCAAACGCCAACUUUGAUGUCCUGACCAGAUAUCUUAUUUUGUAGGUGUGAGUGUUUUGGUCAUGCAUCAUCCUUCAGCUACAUUGAAGGGAAUGAUACUCAUAUUGGACGAUGUAUUUGUGACUGUCAUCCAUCAACUAACACAGAGGGAGAAACUGUAAGAAUUUUUUGAUGAACAAAGAUGUGUUUUUCCUUCAUUUUAGUUGUGCAAUUCAAUUUUGUUUGAAAAACCUGUACUUUAACCCUUUCACUACCAAAUAAUUCUCCCUGAUUUCUGCCACGCACUGCUUAUAAUUAGAGUUUUAAUAAUUUUGUGUUGAAUCUGAUGUUAAUACCAUAAUUUAUGCUUUUCUUUAUUCUCAUCUCUUACCUGCUCGAUAUUCUAUUGAAAUUGUAAGUAGAGUGUCUUGUUCACUGCUGGAAGUGAAACAGUUGAGGCUGAACAAACACCACCCAUUGAAAGUCUGUCAUCUUUCAAUUGCUGUUUUGCUAGAUGAUCAUAUCAAGUGACAAAGCUCUGUUUUAGUUACCAUGACUUGACAUGAAAGACUAUUCUUUAUAAUCUUACAAAAUAGUAAUUACAAAAUUUUGAAAAAUUCUAUGAUGAGUGAUGUUAUUUCAGGUAUGAUUUUUGUUUUCUAAUAUGUGUUGCCUUUUUUUCUAUUUCAGUGCAAUCGUUGCAAGCCAUUAUACAAUGACAAACCAUUUAGAAGAGGUGAACAUGAUGACUCAUACCCCUGUGUCAAGUGCGAGUGUAAUGAUCAUGCCAACAGUUGUCUUUACAAUCAAACUCUGGACACCAGCCCUGCCUCACGUACCCAGGGGGGAGGGGGUGUGUGUAUAGACUGUCAACACAACACCACUGGUCGUUUCUGUGAUGUGUGCAAGGAGAGAUUCUACAGGGAGUCUGGGAAGAGUCUAAAGUCGCCAGACAUGUGUUCACCCUGUGGGUGUGAGGGGCCUGGGGUAGAGCCUGGAGAGUUGGAUUGUGUAAAGGUUUGUAAUGAUCAGUUUUUGUGUUGCUUAGGAGAUGGAGUGUGUAGUGCUUCAUGAGCAGGAACUAUGUUAUAAAUGGGAAAUGCUGGUCAUGGCUAUAAAUUGCAGUAAAUAUCAAUUUCGAAGUAUUUCAGCUUUACAUGAGUUGGUUUAAACAAUAUGAUAGUUUACACAAUAUGCUUAUUUCAAAAAAACCUAUUUAUAGCAUAUAUGUAUGGUGAGAUGUUUUUCAAGUAUUGUGCAAGAGUCAGUUAUCUAAUUACAAGUCUGGUAUACACACUGAUCUAAAUUGUAAAAGGGAUUCAUAGCAAAUUCACAGAGUUAGGAAAUCACUUGCACUUGUCUCUGUUUAAUGGUGCAAACCUCUGUUGAAGACUGUGGGCAAUUAACUAUGGAGUUUGUGGAGUUUAUCCUGCAAAGCCAUGUAGUUAUGUCUUUGUUUCAUUAUUUAUAGAAAAUAUAAAAAUAGGCACUUUGCAGUAAUAGCUAUCACAUAAAACAAGAAACACCUUAAUGGUGAGCAGAUUGCAUGUUGCAGUUGGUACAUCCAAAGGAAACCAUUUUUGAAUCAAGAUGCAUUGUUUUUUAUGUUCAAGUCUGCAAAUCUUUUACUAGCUGAGCGUUGCAUGCACCAUGUGAUUGGUGACUGCAAAGGGCCUAUUCAGGUCUCUGACUGUAUUGAGAAUUUAUUUUUGAUUAAUGUUGUUUUUGAUGGAUAGGAUGAUUCUAAUUCAAGUGUAGUUGCUGGUCAGUGUGUAUGUAAAGACAACACCCAAGGCCGUCAGUGUGAUGAGUGUAAAGAUGGAUUCUAUGAUCUCAAAGCUAGCCAUGCAACUGGAUGCAUCUCAUGUGUCUGUGUUCUUGAUGGCACCAUAAGCCGGAAUAUUUCAUGUCACCGAACAUCAGGACAGUGUUACUGCAAAGAUAGGGUGACAGGGAGAACAUGUAACACAUGUAAGGCAGGGUACUGGGGUCUGUCCGGGCAUGAACCUUUAGGCUGUAAGACGUGUGACUGUGAUCCGUUUGGAACAACAGCUGGGAAUGAAAACACUUGUAACUCAGUAACAGGGCAGUGCUCUUGCAAAGCUGGAGUGAUUGGGCGCAAAUGUGAUCAGUGUAAAGAUGGUUUCCACAGCCUUACACCAAAUGGUUGUUCAUCAUGCAACUGCUCUGUUGCUGGUACACCAUCAUCGCUUUUGGAUCAGUGCGACAAAACUACUGGUGAAUGUACCUGUAAGCUCAAUGUGGAAGGCAAAAACUGUGACCAGUGCAAACAGGGAUUCUACAAUCUGUCACAGAGCAAUCCACAGGGGUGUACACAGUGUGUUUGUGACACUAAAGGAACUGUGGGAGGGUCAGGUCAAUGUGAACAGCAAUCUGGAAACUGUACUUGUAAGCCAUUGGUGAUUGGUCAGACAUGCAACCAAUGUAAGCCAGGAACGUUUGGUCUUAACCAAUCAGAUCCUAACGGAUGUCAACCAUGUAAUUGUUAUCCCAAGGGAACCAUAGAUGGUGACAAAAAGAAUCCAGGUCAGUCAAAGUCAGUGUACAAAGUAAGAUAUAGUAUUAUUGUCACAAGUCAGAGCAACAUGAGCUUACAUGUAUGUCCUCACUGUAAUUCAAAAUUUUCAGUUUAUGGGAUACUUGUUUCAUUUAAAUGGAUACCUUGUUGUAUCCAUUUACCUUCUGUUGCUCAUUUUUUUGCUGUUUGCUUUGUUGUGCCAAAUAAAAAUAGUUUUGUCAUUGAGAACUUUGGCAUCAAUUCAUGUAAUGGAUAGAGGAUCAGAUGAUUUAGGAAAAUGUUGUAGCGGGUGACACCUUCCAAGGAAGUUUUUCUUAACCCUUUACAUCCUAACAUCAGUUUGCACACUCUCCAUACUGUUCUUUAUACAUUUCCUGAGGUGCUUACAAGGAAAAUUUGUCAAACAAUCAUGAGUUUCUUUUGUUAGUGAUCAUUCCCUUCAUUCUCGUGAACUAACUGUUUAAUACUGGGGUGAUAUUGUAGGGAGAAUCUAGAUGCUAGUCACUCUUAGGGGUUGAAGUGUUAAUUGAUUUAUCGUACGUUGAACGGAAAAACCUUCAAAGUUAUCGAUGACAGUUCUCCUCUUUACAAAGUGUUAUUCUUCUAGAUAUUGACAGAUAUUUACCAACCAAUUCCUGUUAGCCCGAGUUGCUUCUCGGGGGAAACUUGUGUGUAAUAAUCAACUUCGAUUUAUACUUGUUCAUUUACGUUCGCUCUUCCUCUCCAGAUGAACUCCAAUGUUCGAGCAAUAAUGGCCAGUGCUUCUGUUUGUCCAGUGUGUCUGGGCUGCGCUGUGACUCCUGUGCAGCGGAAUACUUCUGGAAUCCAGCAGGACAGGGCUGUGUCCAGUGCCAGUGUAACCCAACCGGGUCUGUUGGGAAAAACUGCAAUGAUACUGGCCAGUGUACCUGUAAGGCAAACAUUGGUGGACGGCGGUGUGAUAGAUGUGUAGAUGGUUUUUACGGCUUCACAACAACAGGGAGGUGAGCAGAAUAUUUAUCUCUGACAACUGAACACAGUGUAAUUCAGCCUAUUUACCCUUCACUUAGUUGCUAACUCAAUGAUAUUCUGUUCGUUACACCCUCAGCUGUAUUCCUUGUAACUGUAAUGUGGCUGGCAGUCUUACCAAUCAAUGUGAUGAAACUGGACAGUGUACAUGCAAAGUUAAUGUCGAAGGGAAACAGUGUGACAAGUGUAAAAACGGAACCAUAAAUCUUCAACAGAACAACAAGUAUGGCUGCAGCGGAGGUAACGGAAAUUUAUGGCCAUAAUAAGAAUGAUUUUAAAAGUGUGUCGAUAAUCCAAGAUUAUUCUGAUUUCAAUUUGUAUUUUACCUCAUACUAAGGUGUGUUCUCCUUUAAUUUCAGCCCCAUCUGAGCAGCCUGCACCGUUUGUAACAGUUCUCUCGUCCCGUGCAAUAAUGUUAACAUGGUCUCCACCAGACAAUCCUAACGGCAUCAUCCUGCGCUAUGAGCUGUACAGAAAUGAUACCCUGGCUUACACUGGACUGAACCAAACAUUCAAUGACACUGGUCUCACUCCUGACACUGUCUACUAUUAUUACAUCAUUACCUUCACCGAAUCCGGUCAGACAAGAAGUUUAGACGACGGAAACGUGUACCGCACUUUCCAAGACGCGCCAGGAGGCAUGUCCGCGCCUGUUAUCACAAAUAUUCUGCCCAGGAAUGCAACUGCUUCAUGGCAGCGUCCCAGUAUGCCAAAUGGUCGUAUCAUCGAAUAUCGUCUGGUAUCUACCAAUAGCCGAAGUGCAGUUGAAGUUGUAAACUGUCGAGGUGUUAUUUUCAUGUGUAAGUUGGGGAAUCUUAAACCAUACACUGUCUACAAUUUCUCGGUGGUAGCUUGUACCAAUGGUGGAUGCGCUCGUAGUAACGUUACAACCAUCCUGACGCUGCCAACACUUCCAGAUUUCCAGCCCGCACCAGAUGUGACGUCACUUCCGGGAGGCACUGCAGUGAGGGUGGCAUGGGACGAGCCGUCCGAGCCGAACGGAAGAAUACUUCGUUAUGAGCUUUACAUGCGAGCAGACAGAGACACAAGCGACGGAGUCUUGAAGUUCAACAGCAAUCCUGCGCAUGACCCAACUACCAUCAAUUUUAGAGAGACGAACGUGACAGGACUUGUUCCAUUCAAGGUUUAUGAGUUCAGGGUGCGAACAUUCACUGCGCAAGUCAAGGGAGACCGAGAUAGUAAUUGGACAAAGCAUAGGACUGGCGAAGGAAGUAAGUUAUUUGAAUCGGUAAACAACAGAUAUGGAGUGUUAUGAAAGAACUGAAGCACAACGGGCUUUGAUUGGUAAAACAACUGUGGCCUACGAGACCAGUAGACUCAUAUGAAAGAUAAACACCCAUAAGUACUCCUUUUCAUCUUGGGUGGAAUUCUAAUAAACCUUCUCAGCCAGUUCACCGAUAAUAUUUCUUCCUCAAGAGCACAAUUGAACAAUGAGAACUGGCUAACUGCACAGUCCAACUCAGACCUCUCUUUCCCAACUUCAGAGCGGUCAACCUCAGGCCACUGCGUGCACAACUUUUUUUCUGAUAGGAACAACUGACCUUCUUUUCGCUUUCUAGCAUGCUGUCUCACUUAAGACGCUGUGAAAAUACACAAAGAAUUAUUUACAUGCUUAGAUAUUUUUUCAAUUAUAGAUAAACGUUUAAAAAUUGGCAUGUUUUCAAUUAAUGUAGCUCCAAGAGGGGAAGGUAUCAUAAAUACAAGAGUUUCCAUGGCCCCUGAGUGUGUUGGAGGGAAUAGAGAUAUUUAAACACGCUACGACGAUGAAAAUAUUGACGUUGUUUUGCUUUUCAAUUUGGAUUUAGCUCCACUCGGCGAAAAUGUCAUGAACACUGGUGCUAAUGCCUUUAACAGUAGUGCUGUAAUAGUUUCCUGGAGUCCUCCUCAGACCCCCCAAGGUGUCAUCACUCGCUACGUCAUUUACAAGUACCAGCCUCCCUCUAACUCAACGGCCGUGAUGGCUGUGGAGGUGCCUGGAUCUGAGCGACAGGGCAUGGUCGUCGGGCUGCAGCCGUACACUCAGUAUAAAUUUACAGUAACAGCUUGUAACAGUUUUGCAUGCUCGGGGCAUAGUCCGCAAGCUCUUACGCGGACAUUAGCAGCAGGUAUGUAGUCUACAUUUUGAGUGCCAAUUACCGUAUUAUGGCGCUGUUAAAAUUUGGUAAGGAAACUUUUAGUGUAAGCCAAAACUGAACUUAGCCAGGAUAAACUUAAGUGGUUAGAACAAUUUAGCCUUGAUGUACUGUAAACCCCUUCGAAAGUAAAGGAGAAUUAAUACAGCUUCAGCCCUCAGUGUACUGGGUAAAGUAAAAGUAAAUGUAAGGUCAGAAACAGACUUCUGUAAUCUCAGAAACUUUUGAGGUUGAGCUUGACGUUGGAAAGAAAUUUACUUUUUCAAACUCGUGGAUUACUUUACUCUUUCUCCAACUCGGAAAUUAAGGGAUGAUCUUGUUACUAACAGUUUUAUUACUGACUUACUGUCUAACAGCUCCCGAAGAACAGGGACCUCCCUCGGUCCUCUCAGUUGAUUCAUCAACCGUGUACCUCAGAUGGCCUCAACCCCAGAUACCUAACGGUCCUCUACCGCCAAGUUACAACCUGAGCCGAGCUUACUCAGCCUUGUACUUCCCACCCCCUGUGGUGUCAGAAGGCGUGCAUUUUCCGGGUCUUGGAUUCUACAAGUUUCCUUCGGACUUCGUUCAAGCCGGUGCGAGAAAUGACAUCCAGUUCUGGUUUCGCACCAAGUAUGCGUCUGGUUUGCUUCUCUUUCUGGCCUCUGAUGGCUCACAAACUGACAUGUUAGCAAUUCAACUAAAGGAUGGAAAGCCAUGGUUGAUAUUUGAUAGUCAGGAUGGCCCUGCUGCCUUCACAAUUAACCAGCCAGUCCGCUUCGACGAUGGUGAGUGGCAUCUAUUGAAGGUGUCACGUGUCAGCCACCGGGGGACACUUACGGUGGAUGGUUACCAAGCCAGUCAGGAUAGUCCGGGCGCCGCCACCGUGAUAUCGGCAAACACUGGGGUUUACAUUGGGGGUCUCCCUUCCUCCUUUACAAUUCUUCGAACUGACACAGGAAACUCCAAAAUUGAAAAGAUCAGUUUUAUCGGCUGUAUACGUGGUGUCACUUCAGAACAGGCUGCUUCUGUUUCAAAGCAGCUUGAUUGGACUUCUGCCUUAGAAGCGGUCAGUGUCGAGCCUCAGAGAAAUGGAUGUCCAGAGAGAGACAACAAAAGAGCCUUGUUCCUCAGAGGCGGUGGCUAUGUCGCUGUGGACUCAAAUAUAGCGGACAUUUUUACAAAUAAUAUAUUUAGCUUUACUUUGAAGUUCCGCACUCAGCUUUCGUCAGGGUUGCUUCUAUUUGCGCACGGAUCAACAACCACUUUUUCUAUUCAAUUUUCUGACAAUCGAGUUGAAACAAAAUACGUUACGACUAGUGUGCGAGACAAUGUGACAGUUCAGCUGCCUUCCGGUGAAAUUUGUGAUGGACAAUGGCACAACAUGACUUUUACUAAUUUCAACAACAAGUUAACUGUCGUCCUCGAUGGUAAAACUGAAGUUGGAACUGGAAUAACUAAUCUAAAGAUUCAAUCCAGAACAUUCAUCGGAGGGGUACCGUGGGGUUCUUCGACCGAGACAAUCGCCCGACAGGCUGGAGUGACUGUAGAGUCGUCUUUUGGUGGUUGUAUAAUUUUUCAAUCUGCGGCGAAAGAGAUCGAUUACGUAAAGGCAGUAACGGACAUGCAUAAUGCGGACCUUGAUGGCUGCCGCCCAGCGUCCACAGUAGCGACCAGCGGUCAAAUAGGAACAUGUUUGCCCUUUAAUAGUUCUGUGGUGUAUUCUGGGAAGACAGAGAUAUUUAAUGACUCAACCGCGAACGUUUUCACCGGUAUGUUGAUAAAAUGAAUGAAGAAUUAAUUUUCUUUUUCGUUUAGGCCAGUUGCUGAUCAAUAUUGUUGUUAUGAUCCCAACAGGAAAAUGGAGAUGGAAGAAAAUUAAACCCCCCUCCAUUAUUACACUUCAAAAGUGUUGUGUACUUUAUUUGAAUUAAUUUUGCAUCUUUUUCCCCGUUGAAGGAGAGAAAAAACACUAAGGGAAAAGAAACUGUUAUUCGUGAAAAAAAUAGGUAUGUAAUGUAUCUUUUCCUAACAGAUUACCUGUACCGUGUGGAAAGUUACCAUGAUGGAACUUCAGGUUCCGCUAAAAGCGCAUGGAUGUCGACACGUAGUGGUCAGGGAGGUAAGCGGAUGAAUCGUUAUUCGAAAUUUUCAAGGUUAAUUGAAGUACUUGUAACCUAAGGCACUUUAUUCGAAAAAAUUUGAGGUUACUUGUGCUUGAUGUAAGAAGGUGUACUGUCUCGAGUAAGCAUCCUAUCCGUCGAGCUUGAGGUAAUAUUCCUCUUAUUUAAUUGCUCAGCGCUGCAGAAAGUGGGUUAUAAUCUUAUAGUACAUCAUAUCAAGAAAUACGAGAAAGGAUCAAACAAACAAGAAACAAGAGUCUUUGAUUUGUGAAGUUUGACUGUGAAUUGGUUUAAAUUGUUAAAAUAGUCAAAGUAGGUCAAAUGGUUUUUACUUUAUAAAUGGUCAAACCAGCUUAAAUGACAAAGUGCGUAACUCGCUGAAAUUGUUCAACAGGAGAAAAUGCGUAAAUAACUUAAUCAGUUCAACUGCACAAACUUUACUAGCUGUCUCAAUUUCUUCAACUGCUUAAAUAGUCAGACAAGCGGACACAAAUAAACUGCACAAUUUGGGAAGUCUAUUUUAUUUGGUCGAAGUAGUUCACAUGGUCAAAAGGAGCCUAUCUAAAACAAAGGAAAACUGCUUGAGGUGCAGGAAAACGCCAUUUACCAAAUAGCGAGUGAUUUUAGUUUUGCAUCGGAUUUCUUACGACACCCAAUUGACUUACUUCUUCCCUUGUUUCUACAAAAGCCCCAAGUGGUCUCCAGGCUCCUAUUCAGUUAGUGCCUCUACCCGGUGGCGAAACAGUGAUAGUAACCUGGUCACUACCGGAGCGGCCCAAUGGAGUGAUAACAGAGUAUAGGAUACUAUCCUACCGUGUGAACCCCCCUGGGACGCCGGCAAUUGAGACAGUCAUCACAGAUACUAGUGUACUUAACGCUACCAUCUCUGGUCUUCAACCCUAUACCACUUAUGACAUCAGAAUUCAGGCCUCUACGGUCGGGGGAAGUUCAGUGGGGCCUGCUAAAAACGUCACGACUGAAGAAUCAGGUAUUUUUUGUUUUUCUGUUUUGUGUUAAACCAUGUCCAGUAAACCGCGAAAAAUUCUUGUUUGCAGUUUUUGGCGAACAUUUUCUUUCACUUAACCAAAACUUUAAAAACUGUCUAUUCCUUCUAGUUCCAGAGAAUGUUCCAGGCCCUACCGCUGUCCGACGUCCCAAAGAGCUUGUAGUACAUUGGACCGAGCCCGGACGUCCAAAUGGAGUCAUUACCCAAUAUAAUCUGACCCUGGAUGGACAAUUGGUGUUCAGCGGAACAGACAACAACUUCACAAUACGGAACUUACAGGUCUAUACAGAAUACCUCCUACAGCUAACAGCCUGCACAAGAAUCGGCUGCGCUCAAGGACCGGAAGUCCGUUUAAGAACCGGGGAACUACCCCCCGAGGGAAUCUAUACCCCAGUGGUUUUUGUGCGUGGUACAACGGAGGUUGAAGUAAAAUGGCGGUUUCCUAAUAUCACAAAUGGGGUAAUUGUACGUUAUGAAAUACUGUUCGCAACCAGCGACGUUUUAGACGCAUACGUUUCGAAAUUUAACGCCACCCCUGAUGUGUUCAGCACAGUUAUUACAAAUCUCACGGCAGGGACAUGGUAUUACGUUCGAGUGCGCCCCUUCAGUGGAGGUGGCGGGACAUUUAGUGGUGCGGCUCAGGUAACGACACACGAGGAUGUCCCUGAUGAUAUCCCAGCACCUCUUGUAAUUGCUCUCAGUCCAUAUGCUCUAUUUGUGAUUAUGUUGCCACCCAAAAAACCGAACGGUCUCAUCUUAAACUAUGAACUGUACCAAGAUGGAGUUUCAGAGCCUGUGUUGAAUGAAUUACAGCUUACGAAUUACACAGCGGAUCGAUUAAAACCAUACAGCCUUCAUACUUUCCGCGUUCGAGCUUGCACUGCAAAAGGGUGCGCUUAUGGAAAAAAAGCUGAGGCUUAUACGAAAGAAAUCGCACCGAAUGGAACUCUUACUCUUACUGCUCGUGUGCGCAAUGCGACAGCGGUUGACGCUAACUGGACACGCGUGGCUUUACCGAACGGAAAGUUGUUUUAUAACUUAAUGAUGUAUGGAAAAUUUUUCAUCUUCGACUCGGGUGACUUGAGAACUGAGGAUCGUAUUGAAACUGCUAUUUCUGUUGAGGAAGCUGAAAAACUGUUCACAUACAAUGGCCUUCUACCAUUCAGUGAUUACAGGCUCUGGGUGAAUGCGUCGAAUUCUGUUGGGUUUAUUCUCAGUAACAACGUCACCGUGUCCACCCCUGAAGGAGGUAAGUGACCAUUUUGUCACGUCUACUAUCAGAGGGAAGAUAAACUUUGAAAGAUCACUCUCUGGGUUUAAGUCUUGAAGAAGAUGCAAAUAUGUUUCAACAAAAUUAGAAGACUGAUGCAUUGAAUAAUCGAUUCAAACAGUAACUUAGACAUAGAGGAGAGGAUAUCAUUUUGUUCCAUCUGUUCACUUAGGCGUGGCCUUGACUUAAUACUGAAGCAAUGAUAGUUAACAGAAAUAUUUAUGAUGUAUUUUACAGAUGCUUUUGAAAUAAGUUAUAGACAUGUUAACCCUUUAACUCCCAGAUCAAAUUUGUAAUUCUCCUCACUUCCAACCAUACAAAUCUUAUAAUGUUAGUUCAGAGAAUUUAGUAUUGGAUCAACUAAUUAUCCCCAAAUUUAUAUUUUUCUUUACUCUCAUCACUUAUCUGGUUGAUGUUGUGUUGAUAUUGUAAGGAGAAAUUCUGUCUUGGUCACUCAUGGGAAUUAAAUGGCUAAUAGGAAUGAUUACUUUUUUAUGUACUUUGAUUCUAGCUCCCGGCGGUCUGAAAGCCCCCAAUGUCACUGUGUUGAAUUCGACUGCCGUCCAUGUCACGUGGGAACAACCUGCAUUGCCUAAUGGGAUUGUUCUUGGCUAUGGACUUCAUCAGAAAACUGACGGCUCUGAAACACUUCGGUUCAGUGGAAUGGGUUUUAAUUUUACUGUCACUGGCUUGGACCCGUUUACGGACUACGAAUUCCGUGUAAAUGCCAGCACUGUAGCGGGGUCUGAGUUCAGUGAGUGGACUCUGGUCAAGACCUCUGAGGAUGGUGAGUCUUACCUCUUUCGACCCACGACCAGCUCUCUUUGGGUCGUUUGUAAAGACAGUGAAAAUGAAAAUUCCCACGGUCAUUCACAAGUAAAGAGGUCGUUUGAAAUACUUGAAAAAUGGUGAUUAUUAGGGACAGUGUGACGGCUUUGCUUGUUCGAGUUUUUUCUUGAUUUUUUAUACUGUCAUAAGGGCAAUUCAGUGCUCAGUGUUGCAGCUUCCAAACCCUUUUUUCCAUGAGAGUUUUGUGUCGUAUAUCGCCUGCCGCUCCUUUGUUCACCUUUUGGAAAUUGAACUAAUUCCUCUUCAAAUAUCUAAGUUUUGUGAUUCCUUACAAUAACGGUUACUUAUGAAUAGUAUACAAAUGCACAGUGCAUUUGGUGACUGUGUCUGUUCUUGUUCUAUCAGUCCCAAGUUCCCCGGAUGCACCAGAUUUUAGAAAUGUGACUUCCGCAUCUGUGACACUGGUCUGGGACGAGCCAGCUGAACCCAAUGGAGUGCUCCUCUAUUACGUCAUUUAUCAGAAUGGCACUGAGAUCAAGAGAGUCACGGGAAAUGUCACCAAAUAUGUAGCUGUUGGUCUCCAGCCCUUCACUGUCUACGUGUUCAAGCUGAGUGUGUGUACAGCGGUAGGCUGCAGUAACAGCUCGGACUCAGUCCCCAUGAGAACUCUGGAGUCAGGUGAGUGCGUGGCUAAAUCUUCCAUGUGUUAUUUGUUUUCGUUUUUUUUUUUUCGCAAGAAUAUGUUUUCCAUUCAACAAGUUGCGUUUACGAAGCUGCCUUACAAGAAAUCGCUUUACGCCUAAGGUUGCUAAUUUCGUUUCCUACGAUGUUAGAAAUGUACGUGCCAACUGGAAUUUAAAAAAUUAUCAAAAUUGAAGGAGCGAUCAACGAACCACAUCUCUUAAACUGAAAUAGAAAAGACAGGGUGACCCUUUUGUUCCUGCGCUCCAGAUUGUGCAUUCACGGCAGUAAUUCAAAUGCACUGUAACGAGCUAUUAUAAGACUUACACUAAGAUUUGCUUCCUCCUCGUAUUGUAAUGUUUUAAUAGGUCCACAAGGUUUGUCAGCUCCAAGGCUGUCAUCUCUAUCAGGGAGAACUGUGGUUAUUGAAUGGAACCCACCCUCCGUGCCUAAUGGCGUCAUUCUCAAAUAUGUGAUUCAGCGGCGAGUCGUGGGUGGUGGAAAUCCAAGCGAUGUCAAAGUGAAUGCCUCUCUUCCACUGCGUUACGAGGAUAAUACAGCACAGCCAGUGACCAAUUAUCAGUACCGCGUGAUAGCAUAUAACAGUGGUCCGGGAGAACCCAGUCCAUAUGGUAACAUUACUACAGGCGAGGGAGGUAUGGAAGCUAAUGAAAUCAAACACAAAUGCUUGCUUCAUAUUCUAUUUGAAAGCUGCAGUCGAAGACUACUUGGCUGUUGUGUAUUAUACAAGUCUGUGGUAAUAAGACUCUUAAAAAAUCUCUCUCCAUAAAUCAAGUCCCGCCAAACUUAAAGAACCGAUUCAUGCAGAUGUGAAUUAUAAGCGAAAAACAAAUCUUCGGGAAUGCACUCAUUUAAGAUUCCGUCUUUCGCCUAUUUUCAAUGCCAGAGGGAUCAUGAAUUAUUUUACUCUCUACCAUAUUUGGCAUUCACACCACUAACAUAGCAUUUGUACCUUUGUUCCAGACCCUGAAGGCAUCGCAGCACCUACUGUUGUAGCACUCAGUCCAUACGCCAUUCACGUGACUUGGAAAAAACCCAGCGUUCCUAAUGGCGUAGUGACGCAAUACGUCAUCAGAGUCGUGGACCAACAGCAGUCACGCAACACUACAGUGAAUGCUAAUGAACCGUUUGCGCUAAACGUGACCUCACUCGAUCCUUACAUCAUGUACAACGUCUUCGUUAGCGCAUGCACAGUUGCUGCAUGUGGUAGCAGCCCGCCGUCCCAAGUGCGCACGCUUCCUGCCAAACCUGAAAUGCAGCCAGCGCCAACUGCAAAGACAGAUUCACAGACCUCUUUGAACGUGACAUGGGAGCCUCCCCUCAGGCCAAAUGGGGUGAUUCUGUCUUAUGUGCUGUACAGGAGAACUGUUGAAGACCUUGUGGAAAAUAACAUUUCAGCACCAACAGGUUAUGUAAAGGUGUAUGAGGGGCCGGCUUUGAUCCGAGAGUAUCGUGAUACUGGACUUGGGAUCUUCUCUUUGCAACAGUACAAGGUAAAUAUGAAAACACCAAAUCUUAUCGCUACACUAGGACCUUAUCGAUAUGCCUAAAAGUCAAUUUCUCGAUCUACUCAUACACGUCUUCUAAUGCUUUUUCCAGGUCGCUGUGAACACUCGUCAAGGCAACACUACAAGCAACUCCUCCCUACCCUACAGAACCGGUCCUGCCCCUCCCUUAGCGGGGGCAUUCGUCAAUGGAACUGCCCUAAAUCACACCUCAGUUAUGGUCACGUGGUAUCCACCUGUUAUUAAGCAGUUACGUGGUUCUGCUGUGUCGUAUACUUUAGACGUUGAAGAAAGAUCUGUCGUGAGUCGCGUGGGCACUUACCCCGGAACACAGACUCGUGUUACAGUUAAUAAUCUGAAGGCCAACACUGUGUACAAAUUUUAUGUAAGAGCCUUUUUUUUAUUCUUUCUUUCUAUCUAAACAUCGCUUCCAAGUUGUCCUCGGUAAACUACAGUAACUCGAAAAUUGUAAAUAUCCUCGGAUCCAAAUUUGAUCCUGAAUAUCGUUUACUAUCACUAUUUGUUUCAAUUAGUAAAAAUCUUUUCUCUCUUUCUCAUCAGGUUGAACUAAACAAUGGAGCAGGAACCUUCAAGAGUGCUGGCUUUGGAAUCAGAACCUUGGAUGGAAGUAAGAUAAACCUUUCUGAGCUUUUAUUAAAAAUAAAAUACUUCUUGCUCCGCAAGAGUGCAGGGGUUUCCUAAAAACAAAGUGAGGUAACAUUUGAAACAUCCGUUUUCUUCAAUGAUUCGUUGUUUUUGUUGCCGCUUUUUUACUGAUUGAUCCUGGUUAGCAUCAAUUUAUCCUUCUCCGAACGAUCUCACGAAGCUAAUCAGAGUCAGACUGUUUCAUUUAGCAAACAUCAAUCGAAGAUUGAAUACCUCACCAAACGCAACUCUCGACUUUCCUCACGGUAUCCUGUGGCAAUUUGUCUGUUGUUUAUUUUAGUGCCUGAAGAUUUCGAUCCGCCUGCACUAUACGUGGUCAGCAGCACUGCAAUUCGCGUGAGUUGGAAUGAGACAGGAAACCCGAAUGGAGUUGUUAUAUUGUACAAAAUAUAUGUGUAAGUAAAUCACAUACUAACUCUACUCUUUUCAAUAGUACAAAAAUGAAUCUUUGUUUUAAAGGAAGCUACGCUCCCUCUGGGAUAGUUGUUAACCCUUAAACUCCCAUGAGUGACCAAGACAGAAUUUCUCCCUACAAUAUCAAUACAAUAUCAACCAGAUAACUGAUGAGAAUAAAGAAAAAUAUCAAUUUGGGGAUAAUUACUUGAUCCAAUACUAAAUUCUCUGAACUAAUAUUAUAAUAAUUGUAUGGUUGACAGUAAGGAGAAUUACUAAUGUGACCUGGGAGUUAAGGGGUUAAACGUUGACUGAUAUAACUUUUUUGUUUUUUUUGCACAGAAACAACACGUUAUGGGCUAACACUACUGGCGAUCAACUACAAGUAAUCGUGUCUGGACUGCAGCCGUUUACCUUCUAUAGCAUCAAGGUUUGCUGUUCACCUCUUUAUUUACUAUAAUUGUUUGACCUAAACAGUCGUCAUUAACAGCUAAAGGAGCCACUUGGAAAUAUUUUGCCCGAAAUUUCUAGUUAGUCAUUUACAAACGUUGUCAAUCGUCGAUCCUCGACCAUUUAUUCCUUCAAUUUUUGGUGAUAGUGUUCCUUACCAAACCAGUAUUUUGUGGUUUCCUCCACUUUGAAACUAAUUUUAUAAGUUGCCAGAAAAGGCUUGACUUGUCGUGGCUUUGCGCCUAGAGAGGUCUGGUAACCAGAUGAACUGACUAUUACUGUCUUGAAAUAAAAAGUGUAGUUGAGCUUUGAUAAUUCUCGUAUUCACCAAAAUCAAACAAGUUAUAUGCAGGCGGGGUGCAUAUUAUUGGGGGUGAAGAUUAAAGGCUUGUGUGCGUUUUUUUCCUCUCCAAGGAGAGAAAAGAACUUUGUAUGUGUUACUCAUCGUUUGCGACGCUACGAUUGGGUAUUUGCUAAGUUCCUCAGGUUCGUUUUAGAUGUUAGAUCAUGAUUCGAGCUGAGCGAUUCUUUUUUUAUUUUUAUUAAGGUGGCAGUGUGCACUACACACGGUUGUACUCUCAGUGAUGCAAGACAGGCGCGGACAAAUGCUGCAGGUAAAACUUGUGUUUUUUCGUUGCUUGUUUGUUUUUGCUGUUUUUUUUUUGCAAGUCAGCGAAGUGUUUAAUGAUGGGUUUUCUUAACUGAUUUAUCUGUUAUUAUCUCAAUUAGCACCGACAGGUUUUGCUGCUCCGCGACUCACUGCAGGAUCAACUUUUAUUGUUGUCCAAUGGGGUAAGUUGGAAUUUCUUGUGUUUGUAUAAAAGUUUGAAAUAGUAGAGAAACUACAAGUGAGGCGUUUGAGAAAGGUUUAUGAAUAUCUCUUCGUAAUGUCUUUUUUCACUUUUUUAGAGCCACCAUCUCGUCCAAACGGAAUCAUGUCUGGUUAUCAGAUUUUUAGAAGAAUGGUGUACUCAUGUCCAACGAGGUAUGAAUUACAUUUUUUUUAAUCAAAGCCUUUACGUGUGUCGUGUAAGAGUAGUUUAUGCUCCAAUUAUCUAGUUUCAAUUAAUUUAGAAUUCUGAACCUCAUAUCGACCCCGAAAUGACUUUUUUUUUUCAGUCCCCCGCCAAACUCUAAAUGCACUUUCAUUGAGUGUCUCUUGUCAGAGCAGUUAUGUGGAGUCACGUGUUACAAUCCAGCCAAUCAGGUAGGUCUUUUAAAAGUGAAACCGUGGCGAAAAAGUUCACAUUUUUCAAAAGGCAUUUGAUUCUCUUCCAAGCUCUCUUGCUGACGGAUGAAAGAGGCCUUGAGCUGUCUUCAUCAUACAAUACUUCGUCGACGAAACGCUCAAGAAACAUUGACUAAAAUACAAUUUCUACUCCAGCGAGUUGAAUUGUGUGAAUGCAGCUUAAGAACGUUAUUUCAUUCAAAAUGAACCAUAGUUCCGUGUCAAAAGGCUACCCUGACCCUGUAUUCCAACCAACUUCUUAUUCCGAAAAUUCUUUCCACUAUUUGCUAUCGGUACAAAAAUGCGAGGUGAUGUGGUAAACAGUCAUGUACUAAUUGUACGUUCAAAAACCUCUCUAGGUGUGUUGCAGUGGUGUUCUUCACCCACGUGACCCAUCCAAGACUUGUUGUGGCGCGAAUUAUCUGCGUAAGAACCAGGCCUCUGAUGUUUGUUGCGGUAACACUUUCCAUAUUCAACAAGCCGACUAUCAAUGUUGCUAUGGCAACUACAUCAGUGUUGCUUCGGGACGAGUCUGCUGUCCUAAAUUUCAGGGAGGUAGUGUGGUGGGUCUUGGUAAUGCCUGUUGUGGAGACACCCCGUAUAACAAGAAUGACCCCACUAAGGUUUGCGUGUGUGGAGCGCUGUACGACCCCAUUCCCCCGCGAAAGUGUUGUGGCGGCAAAGUUGUGGCGUCUGCUCAGGUUUGCUGCGGUGAUGAAAAGAGCGGAGCUGCUUACGAUCUGGAAGCUAGCAAGACUUGCUGUGGAGCUCAAUACAUUUCUGAAGACACGAGCCUUUGUUGUCAAGGAUCAGCGGGAGAUGUCGUGGUAAGUGCGCAGUCAUAUUUUACUUGGUUUAAACACUGAUCCGGGCUCAGGGUAUUUGCAUUCAGGGACCACCUACCCAACAGGUUGUUAGCCUCUGCCUGAAUCCAAGAUCAAAGUUGAUUAGAGUUAAGGAACCCAAUGAUAUUUAUCUUAACUUGAAAAUACUUUUUGUUCUUUUUAGGUUUAUAACUACACCAGCGCAAGCGAUAAAUCUACAUCCAAUCACAAAUGCUGUGGUAAAAAACGAAUUUCUAGUUUUCUCACAUGUUGCAACGAACGUGGCUAUAACUCUACUUACCAGACUUGCGCAGACAUUUCCAGCAACGGAACGUUAGGCUGUGGAAUGGGAACCAUUUGUAAUAAGACUGAUGCACUCGCAGCAAUGUGUGAUCGAUGUGAUUUUGAUAAUUCAACGACGAACUGCGGAUUUGUAGCUGGCCACUACGCUCCAACUCCUUCGACUGUUGUACCAAGAAUCUGUGCCACGGAUUACGAAGAAAUACUUAAAAAUCAGUACAAUGCUGAUAUCCGUGAAUAUAACGACACUGGGCUCUCUCCUCAUACAGAAUAUGAAUACUACCUUGUCGCAAUCAAUAAUGGAUUUAAUGUGUCAAGUCCAGAAGCCAAGAACCGAACGCUGAUGGGUCGCCCUGAAGGUCUUUUACCGCCAGUUGCAGUUCCAAUUUCCUCGACUGAAAUCCACGUCACUUGGAGUAAGCCAGCAAAACCCAACGGAGAAAUCCAAGAGUACAGGCUGACCCGGGUCAGCGGUCAAAUUAAGCUGCGUCAAGUGGUAUAUAUCGGUCUUAAUUUAACUUAUACAGACCGUGGAUUGGAGCCGUUUACUGGAUAUGGUUACGUUAUCGAGGCAUGCACGACGCACUGCUCAUCAGCGGAAAUGACGUCACUGAUCUACACCGACCAAGCUGCCCCGGCGGAAGUGAACGCAGCCAUUUUACUUCCGUUAAACUUCAGCGCUAUAAAUGUUUCUUGGAUUGAACCUUCCAAGCCUAACGGACAGAUUAUUCGUUACAAUGUGAGCCGUGUAGUAAACAGCACGUACAAGAUCCAUUUGAACCCGAAUGACAAAGGUUUGUCCGUAAGGAGCCUUGUAAUUGGGGGUCUUAAACCCUAUACUAACUAUACCUUUGAAGUGAUAGCUUGUACGCGCGUGGGUUGCACACCAGGUCCGCUGGCCUCCACGCUAACACUGCAGGCGCCGCCUGAAGGUGUCCACCCACCCAAUCUCACAGUCAUCGGGGCCAGGGAAAUCGAAGCCACAUGGAUUGGACCAGACGUUCUAAAUGGUGUGAUUGUUUCAUACUCACUCUACCGCGGAGAUCUUGUUGUGUACAACGGGACGAAUGCAUGUUACAAAAAUCAACACGGUAAAGACAUUUGUAUCUUCCAAGACCGAGGCAACGGUCUCCAACCAGUGACGACUUACAAUUACUCAGUCGCUGCUUCGACUGGCGGGGGUACCACUAGGAGUGCUGUGUCUACUGCCACUACCCCAGAGAGUUCUCCAGAGGCCAUUCCAAAGCCUCGUUUGACUGUGAAAAGCGCUUAUAGUAUUUUAGCGGAAUGGAAUGCUCCAGGUCAGCCAAACGGUAACAUUACAAGUUAUUCUGCAGUCGUUAAUGGCUCAGAGUAUGUUGUCGCUCUCAACAUGAGCAAGUUGAUUACAGGAUUGAAUCCUUUUACUAUAUAUUCUGUUCGCGUGAAGGCCUGUACCGCUAAAGGCUGCGGACUCGGGGAAAGAGAGCAUGCAAGAACUGGCGAGGCUCCUCCCAUCGGACAGGGGGCACCUACCCUGGUAGCACGAGAAUGGAAUGUUGUACAAGUCUCUUGGUCGCCGCCUUCCUUUCCAAAUGGAAUCGUCGUCCAAUAUGUAGUUUACCGUAAGACAGGUAACAGUGCCCCGCUUCCAGUUUGUUUCACGCUCCAGCGGUCAUGUCUGAAUAGUGGUUUGUUAGGUUACACGGAUUAUUCCUAUAGAAUAAGAGUUGUAAACAGCGCAGGCUUUGAAGAAGGCCCUUGGACCGACGUGCGCACUCCUCAGGGGCCUCCUCAAGGCAUACGACCACCUUCUCUUACAGUACUCAACUCCAAUGCAGUGUAUCUUUCAUGGACUGUACCCUCUCAGCCCAACGGUAUAGUCACACACUAUGAAGUGCGCUAUCACAAAGGACUACAAACUCCCGACAACAGUAACGUCACAGUAGCAGCUCGGUUGCCUAGCAACGUACUGAACGCCACGGUGAGCGGGCUAGACCCUUAUACGGACUAUCAGUUCCUGAUCGCUGCCAUCAACAGCCGGCGUGAGGGGGUGAGCGCCUGGGCGACAGCAAAAACCAAACAAGCACCACCAGCAGACCUUCGUCUCCUUCGUGCUGACAAGACGAAAGAUGGAAAGAGCAUGCGCAUGUUGUGGGAUGAGCCCGGGUCUCCUAACGGGGUCAUUACUCACUACAAACUGUACAAAGACAGUGUCUUGAUUUAUCUCGGCAGCAUCCGAGAAUACACGGUCUCAAGACUUGUUCCUUACACUGCGUACGAGUUUCAGCUAGAGGCCUGUAAUGUUGCAGGGUGCACGCGGGGUCCCACGCAAAUCAUUUUCUCCGCAGAGGUGGACCCACAAGGCCUGUCCCGACCUACAACAGGGUUUAUCAAUGCCACAGCUGUGGAGCUGAACUGGAGAUCGCCAGCAAUUCCAAACGGAAUCAUCAUCCGUUAUGAGAUUUACAUGACGGUCACGCCGCUUCAGAAGCGACGAAGGCGCGCUGUAACACCUCCCUCCGGUCAACUGGUUUAUUCCACCAAUGAUACAAACAAGACAGAUUUCAAGCACACAGAGACGGGAUUGAAGCCUUACACAAAGUACGGGUUUAGUGUACGCGCGGUCAACGGUGGAGGUUUUACGGAAAGCGACCCACUGAUCGUAACCACAUCUCAAGCUGCUCCUUCGUCCGUCGAUGCACCACUGGUCUUGUUGAUGACCGCGUAUUCCUUGAAUGUGACGUGGAAAAAACCACUAGAACCCAACGGCGUUGUUCAGUUUUAUUUUGUGUUCAGGAACAAUUCUAUUAAAUAUAAAGGAAACGAACUGAGUUUUGUAGAUCAAGGUCUAGAGCCAUACACCGUAUACAGUUACACCGUGGAGGUGUGUACUAGCUGCAAUGUUGACUGCUGUACGCAGAGCUCUCCAUCAAGCCGCCGAACAACUCAGGCUGCACCGUCGGGUGUGUAUCCCCCGGCCUUAGAAGCGGAAAGUGCUUUGGCUAUAAAGAUAUCUUGGGUGACGCCUGACAAGCCCAAUGGAAUCAUUACCCAGUACCAAGUGUAUGAAGUUGGUGACAGUUCUCCGAUUUAUACCGGACAGGACAUGACGCUCACUGUAAGCGGGAAGGCACCUUUCUCUAAAUAUUCCUUUUACAUUAGUGCUUGUACGAGCGAGGGUUGUACACAGAGUGCACCAGCUGAAGUGCGCACCAAAGAAGCUCCUCCCAGAGAUCUCCUCGCCCCUGUUGCCACAGUCGGUGGUUCUUCGUUUGUGCGAGUAGAAUGGAAUGCACCGCUAAAACCAUAUGGUGUAAUACUCCACUAUCUCCUUACACGUAAUGGCUCCCAAGUAUACAACGGUACUGAUCUGAAAUUUAACGACCUUACUGUGGCCCCACACACCGUGUAUAUGUAUGUUGUGACGGCAGUGAAUUCCGUGGGCCGCGUGUCAAGUCCUCCUGGAUUCAGCGCAGCUACUAAUCCUGGUGCUCCAGACAAUGUGAGCAUCCCGACUUUAUAUGUUCUCAGUGCAACAUCCAUUAAAGUCCUGUGGACAGCCCCGGGGGUUCCAAACGGUGUCAUCUUCAAAUAUGAAGUAUUGUACAGCUUCAUGGGAGCGCAAGGCGUUGCACAGGUGAAUGAUGCUGGUAUCGCCAAGGAGAUUACCCUAAAAGACCUGUUGCCAUAUACGUUGUAUGAAGUCAGAAUCCGCGCUUGUACACUUAAAGGCUGCAGCAUAGGAGAGGCGAACUAUGCCCGUACAUUUGAGGCUCCGCCAGAGGGUCAGAAUCCCCCAGAUUUCCCAACAUCUAAUAUUGGUGCUAGGAGAGUACUUGUCACCUGGAAUGAGCCUUUAAAACCCAACGGAUUUAUGCUGUCGUACAGACUUUACAGGCGUGGAGUAUCGUUGUAUGGUAACCAGGCGACAGUGUAUGGUCCGGCAGAGUCUGUAGUAAACGUAACUAAUGGAUCUGCUCUAGCUUACAGUGAUACAAACGUGAAGCCGUACUUCAAGUAUAAUUACCGAGUUAUCUCUGCAAACAGCGCUGGUGAAACGGUUAGUCAGUGGUCGUUGGUUCAAACCUUGAGUGCAGCACCAGAGCAGCUUAAAGCGCCUCAUGUGAACAAGACUUACCCUUACAGUUUGGAAGUGUUCAUCUUCCCACCUGGUGAACCUAAUGGAGAGAUAAGAAAUUACAUCCUCGAAGUUUCUGGACGAAAUGUAUCUCAAGAUCUAACCACUACUCGUGAGGUGGCGGGCCUUGAGCCAUUUACGGACUAUGUUCUACGUGUGUACGUCUGCACGGAUGGAGGGUGCGCCGCGGGACCCACUGCAACCUGGAAGACCUCUGUUGGAGUGCCGUCAGAGUUUGCCGCCCCACGCCCGGUUGAAAUAACCAAUAACUUCGUCACACUUAUAUGGGACGAGCCAGGAAAACCCAAUGGAGUCAUCCAAAGGUGGGCAAAAACUCUAUUUACUCUGUCCUACAUUUCCAUCAUCCACCGAGUUUAUUCAUGUUAGUGAAAACUGGAGGCAACGCUAAUGAACCUUAAAUUUGAUUCUAAAAAUUUUUCAUUUUUUUUUUUUAGAUAUGAGGUUCUGUUUCAUGAAACUUGCGCUGUCGGUUGUCCUACUGCAAUGCCCGAGAGUGGACUGAACACGAGUUUGUCUCGGCGUUAUACCGUUAGAAGCCUGUCACCCUAUACUAUGUAUAACUUCAGGAUACGAGUUUACAACUCACGGCAUUCGAGUUUAUCGGAUGAACAAAAAGUGCGAACACUAGCUGCAGGUACGUUAAUAUCAGUAUGAUAAUGUCAAAAUGUUUGCGUCACUGUAUGUAGGCAAUGACCACGAGAUAAACUUUUAUUUGAGAUCGUUAGUUGUUAAGUCACCUUUGAUUUAGGGAGAAGUGGCGCCAUGAUGGUUGCUGCAUUGUACUUCAAAUCGCUCCUAAGCUCGAGCCCAGUCCAAUCUCUGUUUAAAAAAAUGAAAUUUAUUUCAUUUAAUUGUGUUCGGAUCAUUACAUCGUGUUUCAAACAGUGCCUCUCUCUACCAAGGUGUACUACUACAAUUUGCAUGAAAGUAUUUUUACCUUGUGCCUCACUGGUUCGUAUUGUUAAUUUAACGGAAAUCGGUUAUGAUGCGUUUUUCGAAGAAAUUCGUAAUGAUACUCUUUGACGUCCGAAGGUUUAUAUGUUUAUGGUUUCAACCUGAUAUAUUUUGUAUUUUUGUAACAGUAAAUCCAUGAAACUAAAAUUUAAAUCAAUGUUGGAGCAAUGAAGUAAUAACCUUGUUAGACAAAAAUUCAUUUUCGUCUACCUCCUUAGCAAAUGUUUUGCUUUAAUUGGUUCCAGGUCCACAGACGACAGAACUGAGGCCUCGAGUAAAUGUGUCCGGGCUCCGAGUGGCCGUGGACUGGAGCGAUUGCUUUAUUUUGAACGGACCGCUGGACUCCUAUGAGCUGUUAGAAAAUGGAUUGCUUGUCUAUGAAGGACAGCAAAACAAAAUGGACUUGGGAAAUAGGAAUAAAGGAGGUUAGAGGCGAAAUCAACCAAUCACAUCCUGGUUGUUAAAUGAUCUCGUUUCUCCUAGAGUAUUUACGCCACAUUGUUUUGAGUUGAAUUUUUUCGCCACUUGCUGAAAUAACUCCAAGUUAAAGAGACUUCAAAAUCAUAAAGUCGUACGGUAGAAAAUAAUUUAAGAGGCAAUGAUAAAUUUAGAAGGGACUCGAGAUUAUUCACUCUACAAUAUUCUCUAUUCGUGAUCUUAUCACUUGGAAUUUUCUCGGAACGAGAUGAGUAACUUCUUUUCUUGGGAUUUGUUUUUUAACGACAUUUUAUUCGGUUUAUCUUUGUUACAGAGUACACCUACAAAGUACAUGCCACAACUUUAGUGCAAGGAAGCAAAAUGACUGUAGAAUCACCUCCCAGUGUUCCUGUUCAGGUGCAAUGUAAGUUGUCCGCCCAAACUUAUUUAUUGCUUGGUACAGAAAAACCGAUCGCCGUUCUUUUUUACGUGAGGUUAAAGGCUGAUAGUAAGCUGCAUCUAAUUUACCUUUAAAAAUUACCAUUCAGCCAAUUGAAUACAAGUCACUAGAACUGAAGGAUAUGAUCAGCAAGUGAGAAAGGUCUUCAUCGUCAAACAAAUUCUCCUCGUCUGUUUCAUAAACGUAAGAAGAACAGUGUACAAAAUACGUUAAUUGAUAGCAAGGUUGAAAUGAUUAACCCUCUGGCUCCUAAGAGUGACUAACAAUAUUACACAGUCUGAGUCACAUGUUAAGGUCACGAGAAUAAGGAAAUGAUCACCUACUAAAGAAGCUUCUGAUUGUUUAACCAAUUCUCUUCAUCAGCGCCUUAGGAAAUGUGUAGAGAAAAGUUUGGAGAAUAUACAUACUGAUGUUAGGGUGUAAAGGGUUCACACGCUAUCUCUAUCUGUUCUCAGCUGAAAUUAUUGCAGCAACAUCAGCACCCCGCACUGCUUCGGAUGAGUGGCAAAAGAGUGUUUGGUUUAUUGCUGUCAUGGCAUUGGUCGCCAUCAUUAUCCUGUUUGCGUUGAUAUUCUGUUGUAUGCGGAAAUCCACCGGGAGUAGAACAGUAUUUGUACGGGAAAGGGAACCUUUACCUCCACGCACCAAACUGCGUUCCAGGCCUCCAUCCAUGUCCAGUCUUUACACGUCCAGCGACAGAAAGAGUGGAAGCAUGACUGUAAGUGGUUGAUGAUUACAUCAAGGGAAAGGGGGGGGGGGGAGCAUGAUUAACGUAUUAACGUUCAUCAAAUAUUUUCUCCGGCUCGCGAUGAUAAUAAUGCUUCUGGGUAACUUGGGAAUAUGCGUUGAUUUUCCUAAAGCGACAUUCCCGAUUUUUUCCAGACUUACUGUCGAUGCUAUUAAAGUUUACGGUUAGAGUUUUAUUGAAGAUGAUCCAGCGUUUUGUCAUUGUUAAGAAGGAGGAUAUCGUUCUACUGAAGAACGCUUGGGAGUGGACACCAGUUUAGUUUGGCAGGCAGCUUUUCGAAAACAUUGUCUCACGGGCUGCAAAAUAUUUGAAGGUGAAUGACCUGAACGAAAUGCCCUCCAUUUAGGAUACAGAUAUGCUCUAUUAUUUGUCCAUAAAUGUGAUCUGUUCCUCGAAGUUUAUCGUUUCCCUCGAGGUUCGCUCUUAGAAAACUGUUCGCUCUUCGGAAUAGAUAAUAUCCACUGGCAAAUAUCCACGCAUAUUUUCGAGCCAAUUGUUUGUUUUUUGUUAUCGUCCUAAAAUUUAACUGAGCCCGCAUCUUUGCUACUUUUCGACACGUGGCGCCUUCCAAGGGGUCAGUAGGACUGGUGACUAGCGAUCAAUUUGGUAAAGGGAGUGUUGAAUUAUUAGUUGGUUUGUUACAUCUCGUUCAUUUCAUACAACUUUGUUUAUGUCACAGACUGCAAGAAGUCCACGCAUAAUCCUUGAUUAACAAAGGCUUUCGAUGUAACUUAUUUUGUUUCAGGAGAUGCAUUUAAUGAACCCGUACCACAGUAGUACCACAGCUUUGUUUGACAGCACAGAGAGGCUGAACAAGACUCCCGAACAAUUUGACUUUUACAAUGGCAGCAUGCACAAAGUUCCUCCAGAUAUGAGUCAAGACUGGGACCAUUAUGUCAAGAGUUAUAGCAACAGGGAUUCUGGACUGGUGAGGACUCGUGGCUGAUCUUUCUCGCUAUUAUAGUCCUUGAGAGUGUUUUCCGGUUUAACAUCUUCGGCAAAUCUCUGGAGUCUUUAGAACAUCUUCGGCAGUGUUCGGAACUCCGAGUAAUUUCUACUGACUUACCGACCAACCUACGUAGCCAGCUAUCGACUUAACAACUAACACACCUUCUUCACAAACUGCCUAGCCAUCUGCAGCAUUAGACUCGGUUUAGUCUGUGUUACGUCGCUUAACUACUUGUGUUUCUAUUCUUGCAGUACGAUGACGAAAAACUGGACUUCUCGGACAGUGAACCAAGCACACCAUAUCAAAGCUUUAAGAGGGAGCAGUACUUUACGGAUACACACUUAUAAGAACAAAUAGUCUUUCAAAGUAGCCAAGAUUUGUGACUUUUAAAUCAGAUUAAUAUUAUUAAUGAACAAUGCUUGUAGUUUAGGUAGUGUAUUUUCAAAUUUUGAUUCCAGUUACGAGUGUGAAACGACUGAAUGUAUUCCUGAGAAAUUUUUGUGCAGGGUCUGAAAAAAAUUUUUUUUUCAAGAAAAUAAUUUUUCGAUCAGCAAGGUACAUAGCUUUCAUAAAUAGUGUGGGACCAACUUCCCAUUUCCUGAGUAAUGUCAAUGCCACUUUCGUUGCUCUCAUUGAUCUGUUUUGUGAUAUACUUUUUCUCUGGAAAGAGCGUCAGGUAAAACGUUGCCUAACACUUGUGUUUGUAUAUAAAGCUUUGAUGAGUGUGGAAAUUUGGCAGGGACUUGUUACCUCGUAGUCACUAAAUCUCACUACAAGUGUGUGAUGAUCUCGAAGUCGAGAUUUAGAAGAAUAUUUCAGGAUAUAGCACUUAGUAAAAUCUCAGAAAUAGAUAUUGUGUCCUGAGGACACUUUUUGUAUCUAAUUAGACGCCACCAUUACGUAUUUCAUUGUUUACGUUAAACUUCUGCAACCUUUUUUUUUUUUUUAUUAAGACCCGUUCGUGGAAAUUACAACGCAUGCAUGCGAUUCUCUUACCCCAGUUUCUUUGAGAAUAUAAUUAUAUUGGCUUCGUUCAAAAUUCUGCGCUUGUAUAUGUGUAUACUACAGUUGAACUGUAUAUAAGCUUGAAAGCUGAGCUGAAAUUAAAAUAUGUUUUUAAUAAUACAAGUUAUUUUAAUGUUUUUAUCCAUGGGUUGAUCAACAAUACAAAUGCGACACCUCAUCAAAAACAGUCAAAUCCUCAAAUCUGGCCUUUACGAAGCCCUUUCAGUUCACGAUCAAGGCAAUGCUUGGCAUGAAUCGUAUUACCAUAGGAAGGCGCAUCCACAUGCAGCGUUACCAAACACUUCUGAAGACACCAACGAUCAGCAAACAGCGAGAGAGCCCCGUUGCUAUAAUUUAGUUGAUUGUAGGCAUCAAUCUGAUGAAAAGAGAUAUGAAGUUAGUUCUUCAACACACCACAAAGGUACUCACACCUUACUUGCCAGUGAACAAGUUCGCGAAGCUUACCAAUUUGGUUGUGGGUGUUGAAACAGUGAAGGGAACAAGUUUAAUGAAAAUGAUGCGACGAGGGACUUCCAGAUUGAAGGCAUCUCCAGCUGACAGAAUUCAGAUAGCGGUUCAGUAGAAGCUAGUUCCAGUUCCUCUAGAAGCAAAAUGGGGAUCCUCCGUCCAUCAUUCGUCUGGAAAGAGUGUACUACUCCACUAAAACAAUACCAUACCAUUAUUCACACGACUCCUCCAAAACUGCUUUGCAAGGCUCAGUGUCGAGUACGUGUGGCAUCGAGUUUCAACCGAGUUUCAUCCCACAACAAAAACAAGUCAAAACGUUUCGCAAAGAAACGUGUUAGGCUUUGCAUGCCGAAAAGAAAGUUUUCGCGAUUUCAAAAACGUCCGUGGCCCGUCCGGUUAAAAGGAAAGCAGAUUGCAGCUCUGGAAGACAAGAAGAAAACGGAUUGAAUAUGGUAAAUGCAACUGAUCAAAAGUUCCAAAAGAGGCAGAGACGUGGAAACAUCUCAACAAGCACGAAGAGGUACAUGCAGAUAAACAGCUAUAAAUAUAAGUAAAAGAAAAUCAUUGUAUAUAAAGGGAGACCACUGACCUUUGGAAAUGUCAAUUUUAUUUAUUAUAAGUCAUUUAUAACUUUGGAGAUAAGAAACUACUCUAAGGAUCCACAAUGCAGACAUCCGUGAAAACAAAUUUUCAGUUCCCGCCAAAAUUGAUUCCAGCCAACGCCCUGGUUUUCCUUGGUUCUCCCCUUACUUUCUCUUAAUACAACACAGUAAUUAAAAAAUUUGAGUGAUGCCAAACACUGCCCUAUAUGCAUGUAAGCAUUUUACAAAUUUAGCCAAGAAACUUUUCAUGGCACUCUUAACACAAUGGCAAACUAUUUGUUGAAGCAAGAAUCAAUUAAGUCAUUCAGUUGACACAAGAAGUAAUGUUCAAUCAAAGUUCAAACCGUUGUGACAAUCUUUUGUCUUCAGGUUGACGAAAUCCUGAGCUGGAAUCUACUCUGAUU
Molecule: messenger RNA, 31974 nt
Organism: Pocillopora meandrina
Lineage: Eukaryota; Metazoa; Cnidaria; Anthozoa; Scleractinia; Pocilloporidae
Source: the annotation of a GenBank genome assembly